Paramecium pentaurelia is the source of this 1386-nucleotide messenger RNA. Lineage: Eukaryota; Ciliophora; Oligohymenophorea; Peniculida; Parameciidae. The record is from the annotation of a GenBank genome assembly.
AUGAUAGGAAUCUCCAGAUUUGCUCAUUCAAUUUAUCGUAGACUUUCAAAGAAUCCUUAUUUUUAUCAAAUUACACAUUCAAAUAAAGUAUAUAACAUGAUAAUGGAAAAAAAAAAUAUAAAAGAAUUUCAAAUAUUUUUAGAUAAAAGAGUUAAGAUAUUGAGUAAUAUUAUACAUUCAAAUGUUUUAAAUGGUAAAUUGAUAGAAGAAGCUAGAUUGAAGGAAUUAUUAUUAUAAAAUAAGAUUUGUGAAUAUAUUGAAGAUUUAAUUAAAAAUAAAAAGUAUUUCAUAGCAUAUAAAUUUAUGAAUGCAUUUUAAUAUGAAACUAUAUCAUAUUAAGUAAAUAUUAAAAUAUUAUAUUAGGAAUUAGUGCAUGAAAUGAAUACUAAUGAUAUGAAAUUAUAAUAUAAAAUUAUAAAAGAGCAGCAUUUAGUUGCAACAGAAAAUUAGAAGGUAUUAAAUCAUUUGAACAAUGAAUCUUUGAAAUUUUUUAUUUUUGUAUGAAAAUCAUUUUAAUACAAUAGAGAGCAGAAAUACCAAUUGAAAAAGUGGAAGAAUUAUUUCUAGGAGAAUAUACUAAAUUAUAAUUUUUGAUUGAGAAUUAUUUUACAACAAAUUAAUAAAUCGCCAUUGAAAUAGCCAAAAGAAAUAAUAUUCGAGUUCAAAAUCCUUAAAUAUAAUAAAGGAUUGAUAAUUGUAAUUAUGUUAAUCAAAAUGCAUUAUUACAAAAUGAUGAUUUUUGUAUUAAUUAUUUCAAUAUUCCUAGUACCAUCUGAGAUAAUAUUACAAACAAAAAAGAUUGAUUAAUUGAUACUUUUAAGUGAUUUCAAUAUUUUUAGAGAAGAUAUUUUUUUGAUUGAGGAUGAAGAUAAAUUAAAUGAUGAAAUCAUAGAUCAAAUUUUAAAUGCUUCUGAAACUGGAAUUGAUACAGAAAGCUUUUAAGAUAUACCUUAAACUAAAUUUACAUCUAAAAAUUAAGUUUGUUUAUUUUAAAUAGCUUUACCUAAAAAGAUUUACUUAUUAAAUACAACUAAUCUUACAAAUAGUAUCAAAUAUUAAUAAUUUUUAAUAAAAUAUGCAUCAAAUGAUAGUUUAAAAAUUGGAUAAAAUAUCAAAUUAGAUUUUUUAUCAUUAUUAGUUUAAAUAGGGAAAUAGGAUGUUGAAUUAAAAAAUUUUAUAGAGUUAUCACAAUUAUUUAGAUAGAAAUACCCAGAUGAAAAGAAAACUAAUUUAUCAUUGUAAUGUUAAAAGUUAUUGGGAAAAGAACUAGAUAAAGUAGAAUAAAUAUCACAUUGGUAAAAAAGACCAUUAAGAAGUGCUCAAAUUCAUUAUGCAGCAUUAGAUGCUUUUAUUUGUUUACAUUUACAUAGUCACUAUAAAUCAUGA